Populus euphratica (Euphrates poplar) is the source of this 1277-nucleotide messenger RNA. RefSeq lists its product as uncharacterized. The record is from RefSeq and is a predicted model, not a curated record. NCBI's taxonomy places the organism in Eukaryota, Viridiplantae, Streptophyta, Magnoliopsida, Malpighiales, Salicaceae. Gene Ontology annotation, molecular function: DNA-binding transcription factor activity. Bases 33 to 1253 code for a protein of 406 amino acids. The transcript has 5 exons.
GCAAAAAAUAAACUAUAACCCCAAGCAUAGACAUGUGUAGCUAUACUAGCAUUAGUAGUGAUGGUGAUGAUCAUCAUGGCAGCAAUAGUGGUGGCAAUGGUGUUGAUAAUACAUGUUCAAAGAAGGUAAAGAAACAGAAAACCCCGAAGAGAGGGCCAGGAGUGGCAGAGCUAGAGAAGAUCUUGAGGGAUCAAGAGAAGAAUGAUACGAGUUUUGACGAAACCAAGAAUAUUGAAGGGUUCUCUGUAGUUUCACAACCUUCAAGUUCUUAUAGAAGACAAUCUCCUGUUCUAACUUCCUACAAAUCUCAUCCUAAAAAUCUCCCAUUUGCUCCUGAUCCUAAUCUUUUUAGUCCGCAGUCAACAACAUUUUUUGGUAAUUGCAGUAAGAACACAUCAUUACAAGUUUGCAGAGGCACUGGCAAUGGUGGAUCAGACAUUGUUUUGCAUGAACAUGGAUUUUUACCCACGAUGUGGAAUUCUUGCCAACCUAGAGCUGAUAUUGGAGGUCCUAGAUUGGCUUCAGGGAAUCCAUUUUCUAUGCGUUCAACAAAUGGACCUGACCAACUAUUUCCUUCCUCUUCUAUGGCACAAGCAAGCCAAUAUUCACCCUCUCCAAUGAUAAAUUUUUUUCCAGAGUCUGUGGCAUCAUCUUCUUCAACAAUUCCAUCAUCCGUAGUAAUGUAUCAUGGUAUAGAGCCCCCUUCAAACCAAACGUCACUCCACCAUAACAAUUCUUUAUGGCCAGAUGAGGACAAGAUGGUUGGCUCAAAGCGAUCUUUCCCGUUUUCCAUGGAGGCCCCUCCAAUUCCUCACCACUACCGAGUUCCUGCAUUUUCACUUCAAUUCAGCAGACAGGACCUGUCACUCACACGUGCUAGCCACGGCAUCACUAAUCCUGAGCAAAUCGAGGCGGUUUCCAGGGACGAGAAUAUAGGCAGCAAGCGCCAUACAGAUUAUGGAGUAGCUAAUGGUAAUCUCCUCUUGUUUGGCUCUCCGGCGAUUCCUUCUCCAUCAACUCAUACUUCUCAACAAGAACAGUCCAAGUCCAAACAUCCUCUACCUUUCCGAGAAAGCACUGAGGACUCACAACACAGGCCUUCACAAGGUAGCGGAUCAAUUUGUAAUAAACCCUUGUUCAGCUUCCUGCCUCCAGUAGAGCAAAAGAGCAAGGUUGAAACAAACUUUAGCUUAAACAAUGAUGAUAGAAUUGAAAAAAGAGGAGAUGGUAUUGAUCUUGACUUGAGGCUCUGAGCGGGAAUUAAUCCAUCAGAGAUU